AUCGGACGCUCGUAUGUGAACUGUCAAAUCCAAUCGUCUUUACAAAAAUAUGGCUCGAUCAUCAAGUAAUGACCGAAAAAAAAAAUCAAAAUCUGCCAAAUCAUCAAAAUAUAUAAGGAAGCACUCUAGCAAGGAUGAUAGAAGAUCAGAAAGAAAGGGUAAAAGAAGAGCUUAUAGCUCUAGUUCAUCUUCAUCAAAUUAUAGAUCAAAUAAAAAAAUUUCAUAUUAUAAAUCAGAAAAAUAUGAUAAAAAAAAGGAUAGACAUAGAAAUAAGUCUCAUUCUAGCUCAGAAUCUUUGGGAGAAAAAAUAUCAAAGAAAAGUGCUCUCAAAUAUCCGGAAAACAGUGCCAAUCUUAGACAUGGUAUAAAACAGGCUUUACAAAAUGCAGAAAAACAAGAUACUUCAUUGAAAAGUAUUAAGGAAAUGAAAAACUCCCUUCUUUUUACAAGAGAUAUAAAAUUAGCAUCAAAUCCUGAUAAUCCCAUCGAAAAGACAAGUUUACUUGAAUCUAUUAAUUCGAGCAAUUUUUCACAGAUCCCUUUUAUCAGCUCCUCCAAAAAAAAAACUGAAACCAACUCCUCUUCAAACCCAAAUGAAGCGAAUGUCAACAAACAUGAUAACGCUAUGUUUGGUUCCAAACCUAUUCCUGACACCCAGAAAUUAGACUUAGCUUCGAUACAAUUACCCAACGAAAGACCACUCUAUUCAUUAUCCAUUUCGUCUAUAACUGACCCUAAAAUGCUUAUACAUAAACAAUACCACGUUACCAAGGAAGAAAAGUUUAAAAGUUGGAUCACAUAUAUAGAAAAUAUAUCAAAGGAGAUUAAUGUUUAACACAAAAUAUUAUAUAAUAAAUAUAAAAGCUAUUAUCAAAAAAAUAAAAUAAAUAUAUAUAUUAAAUUUUAUAACAUUGCCAUGAUAUUUUAAAAUAAUAAAAAUUGUAUAUAAGACUGUUUUAUUAUAAGUUAAUAAAAAAUUUCUUUUGUAUUAAAAAAAGGGGGGAGAAUAGAAAUAUAUUAUUCUGUCUAAUACUGAACUAAUAAUUUUGAUAUUAUAAUUAAAUACAAACCCAAAAA
Molecule: messenger RNA, 1077 nt
Organism: Gordionus sp. m RMFG-2023
Lineage: Eukaryota; Metazoa; Nematomorpha; Gordioida; Chordodea; Parachordodidae
Exons: 8
Coding region: 50-835 (261 amino acids)
Source: RefSeq, a predicted model, not a curated record